AUGUCUUCCGUUUCCAGCACAUCCUCUGCCGGCGCUCAGCCGCGCGGCAGCCAAUCACCACCUACCGCCAUGAACCGUGAAACAACUCCAGAGUCCCUCGUCGACGCUGAUCAAAAAACCAAGAAGAGAAUCCAGAACAGAGUUGCCCAGAGAACGUACCGUAACCGUAUGAAGCAGCGGGUACAGGACCUCGAACAGCAACUUUGUGAGAUGCGCGCCAGACAACAGCAUCAACAGUACUACCCUCAGGACAUGCCGGGUACUGUCACGCCUGACAGUUCUAUGGGCUUUGUUCCCAACGCUGGAAACAUGCCUCCUGCUCUUUGGCAGCAAACAAUGUCCCUCACCAGAACGCCGGGCUCGAUACCCCAAGAGAUGUGGCCUACCAUGGCCGUUGAUGGCACUGCCCAGCAAAUGCCCGACGGAGUCUCCAUGACUGGAAACCCGUACAUGACCCGAAACUUUCACCAGCACCCUCACUUCAACAACCCGGCUCUUUUGAAUCAACUCAACGCUUCAGCCGCCAAUGGUCUUGAGCAGGUUCCGAUGAUGUCUCCCAGCUUGGAGAUGCCCGCCGAAUCCAUGCAGAGACUGUACCGCAACGGCAGCACUGCAUCGACCCCCAAUCAAGAAUCUAUUCAACUGGAUGCUCAUUUUGGGUACAGAGGAAGUGCCACUGGCCUUGGCCAAGCCUCUGAAAUAUCGGAAGAAGAUGGAAACGAUGCCAAGCUCUUUACCAACCCCACCUCGUGGGAAAACAGCCCAGCCAUGAUGUCGCCAACCAGCUCAAGGACAGGGACUGUCGCUCCUCAGAGCGCAAUUUCCACAUCACCAUGGGGCUCGAUUGCUACUGCCGCUACUGAGGUCUCGGAUGCUGGAUCACCACACCAAUUUUCAAGCCUUGAAGAGCGUUUCGAAUACGUCUUGGAGUGCGCCCGUCGCGUUGGAUUCGACACAUUUGACUCAAUGGCCGCUCAGUACUACGGAAGCUGCUUCGACCCUUGCUCUUCCCUGGCGAUGGACCAGCGCCUCAGCCGCAACCGGCACCUUCCAGCUCUCCUGGCUGAGAUCCGACACAAGUCGUCUCAGUGGAGUGUGUGGGAGAGAAGGGCGUACCAGGAUGAGGCGCUCAAGACGGCGGAGGACAUCUGCGCCAUUGAGUGCCGGGAGUUCCGAUCCAAGCAGGAUCUGUGCGAUGGCAACGCCAUGAAUCUGGCUACUAUCCAACAAAAGCUACCUAACGUGUGGACACUUUUGUCUGGCCUAGCCUCCGCCACACCGCUGCAAAGGCAGGGUGACCGCUCAAAUCUUGUGUACAACAGUAUCAAGCAGCUGUGUGCGCUGGGUGAUGCUUCUGGCCAUAUGGCUGUGGAUAGCUAG
Molecule: messenger RNA, 1380 nt
Organism: Cordyceps militaris CM01
Lineage: Eukaryota; Fungi; Ascomycota; Sordariomycetes; Hypocreales; Cordycipitaceae
Exons: 4
Coding region: 1-1380 (459 amino acids)
Biological process (GO): regulation of DNA-templated transcription
Molecular function (GO): DNA-binding transcription factor activity
Source: RefSeq, a predicted model, not a curated record